Lymnaea stagnalis (great pond snail) is the source of this 24531-nucleotide messenger RNA. The record is from the annotation of a GenBank genome assembly. Lineage: Eukaryota; Metazoa; Mollusca; Gastropoda; Lymnaeidae.
CAGUUUUUAAGCAAGUAUUAUUUUUACAUUUAAGGACACCAGAGAUUGAAUUGCAAAUAGGCACAUAAUUCUUUUGUUUUGAGGAAGGACUGACUGUUUUGUUUAAAAAUGUCAAGACACUUGGAUAUAUUGUGGUUUCUAAUUAUCUCCGUCUGGCUUUUCAGCUGUUUUUGUUUACAAAUAAUAGCAGGGACGCCAGGGAUAAGUAUAGAAAAUGAAAAUAAAGGAAAAGCUACUGAGCAGAGAACGCAUACGAUUGGUGUUCAUGAAAAAAUAUCUGGAGUUCUCAGUGUGUCAGAAUCUUACUCUGCAAGUCUAAAACUUGACCGUCACACAAUUAAUACUUUCACGGUUGAUGCAAAAUUUGGUGAAAGCUACUCAAAUUAUUCUGUCAACAAAACAACACAGGUUAUAUUUGUUUAUGAAUAUUCAGAAGACAAUCAGGUUAGUUAAAAAAUAAUAAUUAGGCUAUGUAACAAUUAUGUAUCACUUUUUUUUUUUUUAUCAAAGUGGCUUUUGGUACCUGGGUACCAGAAGUGAGAGGUUGGGAUUAAAAAAAACUAUUUAAAAUUUUAUUGUUGGGUUUGUAAGAAUAAAUGAGGUAUCAAAUGAAAGAUAAUUGAAUGGACUAUAUGUUCGUAAACUUAAAUCUCCAGUUUAACUAAAAUAAAUUACCACAAAUGACAUACAAAGAGCACUGAGUCAAAAUGGACCUAGACACGCAGCGCUGCCAUUGGCAUCCAGGUACCAUUAGAAUUAGACUCAAGCUAUUCGGAUGUCAUUUGUGGUAGCUUAUUUUAAUUAAACUGAAGAAGUAAGUUUAUAAACAUAUAGUACAUUCUAUUAUCUUUCAUUUGAUACCUCAUUUUGUCUUACAAACCCAACAAAAAUAUUUUUAAAUCAUUUUUUAAUCCCAACCUCUCACUUCUGAUACCUGGGUACCAAUAGUCGCAGCCCAUUUUUAUGGCCCAACCACUUGAGUUUCAGAUAAGAAAUCUUAAUAUUCUUUUGAUAUUUUUUAGACUGUCUUAUUGUGUAUGCAGUCGUAGUAAAUGGGGGGGGGGGUGAUCUGCCAGAGGCAGCACUUUACUUCUUUAUUAUAUUUAGGGGCGGCAUAAUUAACCAAAUGUAGAGUUUUUUGUGAAAGUGAGGUGCCAGAAGACUUGUUGGCACCAAGACUUGCUACACUACUGUGUGAUUGAACUUUGAUGAAUGCCUCAUAUUCACAAUCACACUCCUAGGCCUCCAAAGCUAGAUUAGAUAGCAGAUAGACAUUUAACACUAACAACCCCAAAGUAAUGAAUUCAUAGCCACCUCUAACCUUUGUCUUUACAUAUUUUUUUAAGAGCUUAAUCAUACUCAUACAUACAUUUUGUUCUUGUUAAGGUCAGAAAAAAAGAAAAAAAAUGUGUCCUUAAUUAACUUAAAUUAAAGAAUUGCAAUUUAAUUUGAAUAAUGUCAUUUGAUGUUUUUUGUGGGUUAACUUUCAUUCGCCUGGUAGUUUAAGCACAUUAUUGUCUAGAUUAUAUAAAAAAACUAAAAUCUUUUAAAAUGUAGUUGAAAAAAAAAAGAACCAAAUGAAUAUUCAUUAUCAUUGAAAUAUAUUUUGUAUUAAUAUAUAGCCUACUAAACUGAUUAUUUUUUUGUCUUCAAAGUUUACUAUCUGGACUGCAUUUCUAAUACAACUGUCUUUAAAUUUCAGACAACAGCAGUCAGAGUUAAUUUGAAGUGCAGUUCAGCCUCAGAAGACUUUCCUUUGAUGUUUGUGGCAAGACAGCAGGAAAGUCUUUUAUCAUGGCAGAUUCCUCUUGAAAUAGGUGAUAGGUAAAGAUGGUCAGCUUUGAAAUAAAUUUUAAUGAGUGGUCUCCCCUUCUGAGGUCAUUUUUCAUUAGACAGUUAAAGAUACAUAAGUGAUCAAAAGUAUUUAAAGCAGCAGUUUGCUUAUUUACAUGUCUUUUCCUCUAACACCAACCCCCUCCUGACCAACUCAAAAAAAAAGAAAAAUUUCUUUUAAUAAUUUUAAAAUAAACCUGCAUUUUUCUGUCUGAAACUUAAAAAUAUGUAUUUCUGAUGUUACAUCAAGAAAAUGAUGAAAGACCUUGGUCAAGUACUUGAAACACAAUGGACAUACUUCUAUGUCACCAUGUUUCUAAAUAAGUGCUGCUCAAACUCUUAAGUGUGACAAACCAGCAAGAAUAAUUGACAUAGCAGCAGGGGCCUGUAUCUAAUUUAUGCUAAUUUUUUUAUUUUCACUUUUUCCGGGCUGGUAACUGAGCAUUCCCAGACAUUUGCUUUUGUUGUGGACCACAACUUUAUGAGGGCUCCCAGCAGACAGCAGACAUUUUGGGGGGUGGGGGGGGGCAGUGGUCUAUGUUGUCUUCUUCAAAUUUUGGGUGUUUUUAAAAUUGAGGGGCUAAUAAUUCUAUGUCACCACCACAAUAAUUAGAGUAGUAAUUGGAAAAUUUUAAAUCAUAUGUUUGCUAUUUGAAUUAAAUGAUAAAUAGGGUACUGAAACACAAAUGGCAAAAAAAACCAAACAACUAAAUUUGAUAUUGAAAAAAAAAUGACAUAAGGACGUUUGGUAAUAUAAAACUCAAGGUAAAAAAAAAUGCUUCAAGUGCCACUGUGACAAUGCACCAUAAAUAUGUCAAAUCUUUGAUGAUAACGCUUCUGAACAAAUUUUGUUGAAAAGUUUUGAUUAUCGGAAAUGCAAAAUUUAAUUUUACUCAUUUGUUAGUGGGAUGAAAUAUUUUUUGCUUUUCACUUUUUCAGUUACUCAUAUUAUUCAGUGAGUCGUACAUUGUGUCCCAUUGACAAGAGCCACAGACAAUCCAUCACAAAAGAUCAGCUCAUUUAUCUUUCUGUGUCCACCAUGUCAAAUGAUAGUGUUGGUUUUGAUUUGUCGGUAGAUGAUCUUAAGGAUUUUGAAAUUGAGUAAGUUGAUAUAAUUUUUACCUAAUCUUACAGACAUCUUUUUUUUUUUUUUUUAAAUGAGUUUAUUACAAUACAAUCUAUCCAUUCCCAAUAAGUUAAAGCUUUUCUUUCUUUAUUUCUUUUUUUUUUUUUUUUUGAACAAGAUUAAAUUGUGAUGUAUACAUUUUUGUUGGUAUUAAAAUCAGAGUAAUGAGAGUCGUGUAUGCUGUUAUUAAAACUAUCCAUCCUACAGCAAGAUAUUUCUGAUAUCCAUCCUUCAGCUGGUUAUUUCUGAUAUCCAUCCUACAGAAAGUUAUUUAUCUGAUAUCAAUCUUACAGCAAGUUAUUUCUGAUAUCCAUUAGUCUCUGCCUUUACUGCUGCCACAAAAAUUACUUGUAGUUAUUAUUUUUUAAUGUUCAGUUUUAGUAACAUUUUCUUUUUUUAAUUUCAAAAUAAACAGCAGGACCUACAAUUAUAAUAGGUUUUUUAUCUAUUCACAAUAAAUAAUAACUGUUGUACUUUUUAGGCAUGAAGUUUCUCGUUCCUUAAAUUUGAGUGUCUCGGAACCGAUGUAUUACAUGUACACAUUCCCAGAAACGGUUUCAGCCGUGCUUCUGAAAGUAACCUCCACGUCACACACUUGCAUGACAGUGUCUGUACAGAAAAUAAAGGUAUCAUAUCAAUGUAUUGUUAUCAUCUCAGUUUUUAUGGCUAAAAAAAUAAUUGUUUUACUCUUUAUUACUGAUGCUACUUUUGAUAUUGUAGAGCAGGGGUCCUCAAACCUUUUAACAAAGUGGUCAGUUCAAUGUCUUCAUGCACUGUUGAAGGCCAGUUUAUAUUUUGAGAACAAAAACUGAACUAAUUAGCACACUGCACAUGUCUUAAUUGUUGAGAAAACAAAAAUGAAAAAAAGCAAGACAAUGUAUAAAAUGAAAGCAAUUUUAAUCCACACAAGCUUAUUAGUAUUUUAAUGGGAAGUAUUGGCCUAAUUUUAGUUAAUGAGGCGAUCAAUGCACGGUUAUAUAUUUUUUCAUUGCUACCAAGGUGGGCUGGGUUAAGGACACUUGGUGGGCUAUAUGAGGCCAUAGUUUGAGACACUUAAUGUAGAAGCUCAGUUAACUGUACAUAGUUUUUUAAAAAAAAUUGGUGAUGUAAAAUAUCUGAUUUAAAUGGAAACAGCAUUGAUAUAAAUAACAUCACUACUUUGUCUAUGGAAUGUAACAUACAGAGUUGGGGAAAACCUGAAAGAUCCAAAAUUGAACAGAAGCUCUUUUUUUUUAAAAAGAGCGUUGACUCUGGACAUCAAAGUUUUGUGUCACGGAUGUUGCAAAAUAGAUUUUUGAAAAUUAAAAACAAAUCAGACUUAAUGCUAUAUGGUGAUCAUGCUAUCUGUCUUUAUGUGCUUAUAUUUUACAAUGUUUUUUCUUUGUCUCAAAAUAUGAGUCUGAAUAUCAUAUGUCCUUGGAUUCAGUUUAACUAUAACCCAUAUAAGAAUUAUGGGCACUUCAUAAGCUAAAAAGUUUUGCAUGAGGUAUUUACUUAAAAGACUAUAUUGACUUUGAGUAAAAUCUCAUCAUAUAUCAUUCACAUUUAUUUCUAUUUUUGCUCUGUUUAACUUUCUCAGUAUUAUGUUGCUUGCCUUAAAAUCAUGCUAAGAAAAAUAUAAUUUGUCAAAAUGUAUAACUGAAUUUUCAAAUCCAGGGAUUAAAUGUUUUCAUUGUGUUAAACAAACACUCAAUAAGUGAAAUAUGUUACUAUUAUUGUAUUAAAACGUCAUAUGGCGGUCAUAAGAAUUUAAUCAUGAUUUUAAAAACUUCAUCACAAUUUUAUGGCUUUUACAACUAUAUCCAAACUUUAUGACAUUUGCAACUAUAUCUAAACUUUAUGACAUUUGCAACUAUUUCCAAACUUUAUGACAUUUGCAACUACUUCCAAACUUUAUGACAUUUGCAACUAUAUUCAAAAUUUAUGACUUUCACAACUAUAUCCAAACUUUAUGACAUUCUCAACUAUUUCCAAACUAUAUGAAUUUCACAAUUUUAUCCAAACUUUAUGACAUUCUCAACUAUAUACAAACUUUAUGUCUUUCACAACUAUUUCACCCCAGUGCCCUGUGUUUGACUUGGAGACUAAUGUAAACUUUGAAGGUCAACAUCAGACAAUGUCAACACAAGCUGCCAUGUUCUUAGAGGUAAACAACAAAAAUAAUAUGUAAAUGGUUUCAGCUCUCUAUAAACAAAAGAGCUGAAAUGAAAUGGAAAAAAUGAUUUUAAGGGACAUCAAGUUCUAUUCUCAAAUGAAAGGUGCACAAUUUAAUUUAUAAACCAGUUGGAAUGCACAGCAAAUGAAAUGCAAUCUCUGGCAUAAGGAGUUCUGCAUCAAAUCUGUUUCAUAAACAAUAAUUUAUUUAAUUAAUCACAAAUAAUUACGCUUGGUUUUAUAUAUUACCUUAAAAUGCGUGUUUAAGUGCUGAAAUCUGAUUUGUUGCAAAUAAUUUUAGGCCUGUUUUAGAAAUUGACAUUUUGUUUAGCUGCAAAUAAAAGUAGCGAGGUUAGCUAUAGGAUGAUCAUGAUAUUUAAUUCUCUGAAAAGCAUCUUUGAAGUUACACCUACUUAGGCAGAAGAUGUGCCAAAUGAAGCCCUUACAAAAAAAAAGAACUAUACGAAAGACCAAAUCUAACCAGGGAUAAAUAUUCUCCUGUGAGAAAUGCAGUCGAGAUUAUCAUUCCAGGAUUAGCCUCGUUGAAGUGUAGGACUACAUAGCUACUCCAUCAUCUUGCGAAGACGGAAGGAUGCCAUAUAUAUACUUAUCUCAAAAUUAAUAUAAAGCCAUUGAAAGUUUUUAAGGCAUUAUUCUACGAAGGUAAUGAUAAAAUUUCCAAUUUUCAGAAAGAUGACUUCUCAGAACUUGGAGGAUUUUAUGUGGUGUUUAUUGUGAAGCCAAACAACGAAGUGUGUGAGGGCUACCUGGCACCUGCAGAGAUUCUCCCCCCUGGUCAGAGUGAGAAGAAAAAGGAUGUGAGAGUUGAGAUUAAGGAAACUAUUUCAAGUAAGUAUUUCUGGUAACAAAAAUAUUGGGAAACUUAAUGCUUAACUUUCAAGUGGUUAAUUUUAAAAAUAUUUUUAGCUCAGUAUUUGAAUUUUGUUUGCAAAAAAUAAAAAUAAAACAUAUUAAGUAAAAUGAACUUGGCUUUGUAUCUUAUUAAAAAAAAGAUUGCAAAAGGAUGAAGUCAUCAUAAGUGUUUAUCAUCAAUACAAUCUCUAUACUGAAAAGUGAUUGUCAGAAAAUUGGCCUUAUAGUGUUAGUGCAAUGGUGGCAUGUCUGGGCAAACAGCCGGGGGAAUGGAUUAGUCAAUCCAGUAAUGUCAGUGAUCUUAGGGAGGAGAACACCGAGUCCAUAACCUAAACCACCAAAGUAGAAAGACAGUAGCCAACAUGGAGUGUGAAAAUAAAUUCUCACAAACACAAAAAAAGAUAUGUCCCAAAAGAAAAAAAAAAGAAUGCUAGAUAAGAGAAGGAAUAGAUGUGAGGAGAAGUGUUGAUGUGAUUCAUACAUUAAAUGGAGCAGCAGCAUCACGCUAUGGACAGUGACUCAGAGAGGCCAUAUGGCACCCAAGGCAAGAUGUAAUCUAGUUUUUCCAUAAGAUUUAGAAGGAAACAAAUUAAAUAAAUUUUGACUUAAACACUCCUAGAGAUUGUAUCUUUAUUGACACAAUGAUACAAACUUAUGAAUACAAAAAUUUGUACAUUACUAAAAUGUCAGUUAUAUCAAUGGUUAUAAAUACUUAAAAAAAUAAUAUCAUAGUCUCUCUGUCUUGCCAUGGAGGCCUCAAAUAAGAAAAAUUUAUUAUUAAAAGAGAUCUCAUGGCCAGCUAUAUGAUUAGUGAUGACGAGAUUAGGAAACACUGUCAUCUCCAUACUGAACAAUGAAAUUGUAAAUUGGAGACUUACAUCAGGUUUUGAGAGUUUUAGGGCUUGAAUCGACUACAAAAUUCUGUUUAAAGAAUGCAAGUAAAGUGAUACCCAAGGCACAUGCCUUGACUUGCCACAUUUUUGCAAUGCAUCUGGCAAAGGACUGCAACUAUAUGUAUUACUGUCGAUAACUAAAUUAAAGCUUACCAACAAUAUGAAACCCUACAUUUUUUUUUUACAUGAUGCUGAUAAUUAUUUAUAAUUUUCAAUUUAAUUUCAUAAUUAAAAAAUGAGCUUCAAGUCUAAUAUCUUAGGUGCUCAGUACUAAAUUUAUAUAUCUAAUAUUAAUAUCCUGGGUGCCUAGUGCUGCAAUUAUCUAUCUUAUAUCUUAGGUGCACAGUAAUUCAUUUAUAUAUUUCAUAUCCCAGAAGCCUGGUACUACAUUAUCAAUCCUAGAUCCCAGCUACUCCCCCAGUACUAAAUUUAUUUAUCUGAUUUUUUAGGCGCUCAGUACUACAUUUAUAAAUCUUAAAUUAAUAUCCUAGGUGUUCAGUAUUAAAUUUAUAUAUCUAAUAUUAAUAUACUAGGUGCCCAGUACUAAAGUUAUAUAUCUAAUAUUAAUAUCCUAGGUGUUCAGUACUAAAUUUAUAUUUCUAAUAUUAAUAUCCAAGGUGCUUAGUACUAAAUUUAUAUAUCUAAAAUCCCAGGUGCAGAGUUCUACAUAAAUAUAACUUAAAUCCUACAUGCCCAGUAUUAAAUAUAUAUUUUUUAUCUCAUAUUCUAGGUGCCCAGUACUACAAAGCAACAUUUGCAGCAGCUGGCGUAUUUUUAUUUUUUUAUUUGAUCGCCUUCGCAAUUUCUGUUUUAUAUGCAAAACUGUAAGUCACUGCAGUGUUAUUUAAAGUUAAAGUCUCAAUUUACUGCCAUAAAUAUAUUGACUGUAAUUUUUAUUUAAAUGUGUGUUGCUACGUCUCAGCUCUUAACAUUAAAGAUGAAUGUGGAAGAGUAUAUGUGGUGCCUGGUGUUAAACAAAUAUGUACCAUUUGUCGAUCAGUAGAUGAUAUUCUCUUAUCUUCUCUUGCUCCUUGAAAAGAGGGCAUAAAAAUCUUCAGGGAAAUGCCAAGUUAAUAGUGGACUGAUAUUAGAUUUGGAAGCUACAAGAAGGCAAAGCUGAUGUUUCAAAUAUUUUAAAAAUCUAUAUGAUUAUUAAACAGAAGUUUUGUUAUUUAUUACCAUUAUUUAAAAGCCUUUGAGCUCAUUGAUAAUAAUUAAUCAUAAAAAUGACUUAUGCUUCAAAUAAUGUGUUGUUUUUUUUAAAGUAUCUUGUCACUUUUAUUGGAUGUAUUAUUCUGAUGAGCUUUAAAGCAAUGUCCACACAAUCGUUUUUUGUUAUGGGCAUGUUGGGAUGGAAUGCAUUAUGGGAAGCAUUUACUUUUUUUAUAAGGUUGCUGGUUUGAAAAGUUUAUGUGUUGCAGUUUUAGUUUUAUGGAAAUAAACCCAUUCUUGUAUUUCUGUAAAUAAAUCCAUUCUUGUAUUUCUGAACCUUAAUGAAUGUGACUUCUUAUUUCCCUAGUGAACUUCACAAAGGACUUGAUGAUCUCACACAGGAUGAAAUGGGUAACAUUUUUUUUAUUAAUAAGUGUCUAUAUAUUUAUCUAAUAACAUGUAAAGAUAUGAAUGUCUUUCUGUUUGAGAAAGCCACUUUAAAUUCAAACUGAAUGAAAACUCUAAAUCUUUCUAUUGAUAUAACAUGAUAUAAAAUUUUAUAGAAAGAGCCCAAGGAACCACUUUUUCAUUACAAGAUGUUGUUCAGGACCUUCAUCCUGAAAGUGAUAUAAGUUUAAUAUUUUGUGAAUCUAUCAGUUUUAAUUAAUUCCUGAUUCAUUAAAAAUUUUUAUUCAAAAUAAAAAUUUUAAUUUUUAAAAAAAGUUAUACCUAUUCUCGAAAAGAAAAAAAACUGACGUACCAUACACACAUACUUUGUGUAUUAUGAUCUCAUGAAUAACAGCUCAAGAGAGUAUGAGGAUUAUAUGGACUAUCCUUAAAAAAUUUCUUUAAAAAUUAGUGGGUUUUUUUCGGCUUUAAUGAAACAUUGAAAUGCAACCUAUUAUCUGAUAUGUAUGAUAAGAAAUAUUGUGUGCUCUUAUGUUUGCAAUGACUGCAAUGAAAUUUAUUUACAUUUCUAAAUUUAUUCCUGGCAUUGCAAAGAAAAAUCAUCCUCAAUAAAUAUAGAGCACCUAUUUUUUAAAAUAUGCAUUUAUGAUAUAUAUUGCAUUCGCUCUUUAUAUUCUCUACGUAAAGCUUAUUUAAAACAUUCCUUCUAUUAUCAAUGCCAGUUUAUUAUGAGUCAACUCAGCCCUUUUCUAAUAUUCUUGUCAGUUGUAUAGAGAUUGAAACCUUCAAUAUGGUGUAGUUUGGGGCAUUAAAGAUUAGAGGUAUAUGAGAAAAUCUCAGGGAAAUGUAAUAUGUUAUUUUAAUAUUAAAUAAGUUUGCAAGCAGCUUUAAGAUAUUAGGUCACAAUAAUGCAGAAAUACUUUGCAAGUCUCAGAAUGAGAUUUAAAAUUUUGAUCCAACUCCCAAAAUAACUGGCCACUUUUCAGUCUUAUUUCUCCCAGGCUAAAGUUGUUACUCAAAUCCUUUAACACUUUAGGUCCUUUGAGCUCUCACUACAUAAUUAUCACUGUAAGUAAGUCAGGGCUGUAUAGAACUUCCAUGGGUUAUUCUAAGUAAGUCAGGGCUGUAUAGAACUUCCAAGGGUUAAUCUGGCAAAGAUUCACUGACCUGAAAUGUUUUCCUCAACAGAGCAAACUCGCUAUCUAUUUGAAAACAGCUUGCCCAAUGUCUUGACAGCUCCUGGUAAACAGCGGCUGAUUUUGUUUUUCUUUCUUGGUGUUCAAUCCUGCAUGGAUGUGUUAAUAGAUGUUCUAUGGGACUCUUGUGCACGUUUCUAUAGUAGUGAUGGGACUCUUGUACAAGGCUCUAUAUUAGUGGAUAUUUUUAGAUUUCCUUUAUAUAUGAUUUUAUAUCGACCUCAGAUUUAUCGUCCUGCACAAAUGUUAUGCAAGUAAUCAACUUAUUGCAAUGUUAUCAAAAGUGGUAACAAUUUUCAUUUUUUCCCCUUGCAGGACAUCUCUAUGUGCAUGUAAAUCCAAAUUUUCCACGUGCUCUAAAAGUUAGAUUGAAUAUUAAUGAACACAGAGUCGGUACACAAGGUUCAUAUUAACAUAAUCCUAUGUAUUUCUUCUUAUGCUGAUUUCCUAAACCUAACAGUGCACACUUUACAGCAGUGUUGUCCAACCCCCAAGGGCCACAUGCAGCUUGAUUUUAAAUGGCUCGCCACAGCUUGAGCAAUUCUAAUGAUGUGUGUAAUAAAUAAAACAUUUUGGGGUGACAAUAUUAUUAAACCACAUUGAUUGAUUCAGUGCUGUUGGGAAAUCAUGUGAGAGUACAAGAGAAGUCAUAACAUGGAAAAGGGAGAGGUCACAAAACCAAGGAGGGCUAUGGCUUGAUAAAUAGAAGUAAUUUAUUUUAUGCACAUCGGCAGCGCAACCAUUUGGGAAGCUUGGUGACAUAAAAUCUACUUCUUUAUGUUGCUUGUACAGGGAAGGUGUCACGGAGUAUCAGUUAUAAUUGCUAACGGCUUUGGUAAAGAUGAAUAGGGAAACCAAAAGUAACCUGAUGUGUGACUAUUUGGUCAUCGUAAAAAUGUGCAGGUGCCCACAGACAGGACCAAGUUAGAUAAAAUAGAUAGGUGAGCAUAGCGACUUAACUAGUGCCAGGAAAGCCUUUGGGUUUGAGUAAUUUGAGAUGUAGCUGUGGUGCUAAACGUGUCAAAAUAGAAUGACCACGAUGAGAAGUGUGAACCAUUUAUGGCACUAUGCUAUUUAAACAGAUAGUCUAGCCAAGUAUGGGAGAGUGUUUCGCCAUCCUUUAUUGUUUUGAUGUUGGGAACCUGGUAUUCUGAGAUCAGAUUAUGAGACGUUCAAUGAGUAGAUACAUGCUGUGAUUGCUUGUAGUUAAUGCAAUUCAAUCAGAUUAGUGAGAGACAGUAGGAACGAUUCUUGAAAAAAAAAAUUGUUUUAAACAUACAUAAGAAUGCAUGGCCAAAUAAAUUAUUAAUCAUGUGUUUCCUCUGAUGAAUAUCCACAACUUUAAAAAUUUUGUUUUUAAAUUUUGACCGUGUUUUUGGAAGCAUCCUACAUCAGUGAAGCUGGAUUCUCUGUAAUGACCAAAAUCUAAUCAAAAGAACAUUUCAAAAUCCAAAGAGGGCAGGUGCCACUGAUAACUACCUCAAAUUUAAAAAAUUGCAUGUACAAUUCAAAGCAAAAGAUAUCAUUAAAAAGGAUUACAGUUUUUAUUUGCUUUACUUAUGUUCUUGAUGAGUCGAUACUGCUUUUGGAUACAUUACUCUUUAUGGACAAGUUAAGAAGUAUUAAUAACACAAAUAAUUUUAUUUUGAGAUGUCAUAUGCGGCCCUCGGGUCCCCAGAAAUAUUUUUUUCAUCCCACUUAGUCAAAAAGGUUGUACAGCACUGCUUUUACUCUGUGGGACUGGAAUUUUCUGUUUAUUUAUUUUGCUUCGUAGAAACUUGCAUUAGCACCUAUUUUUUAACAGUGUCAUGUAGCUGGCUACUUUUUCAUGUUCCUAAGUUGUUUUUAUUUUUGUAAAUUUAAUACACGAAAAUGUUUGUGCAGUGGAAUUAUUGGUCCCCCCAAAUCUAUAAAAUAAAUAAAACACAUUAACAACUUUUAAAGUUGCUUCCUUUCCUAAUAUUUUUUGAAAAACUUGGAUUAUUUAUUUGAAUCAGUUCCAGAUCAUGAACUGAAAUCUAUGAGAUUGUUCAAGACAGGCCAAAGGGGUUAUUUAUUUGAAUCAGUUCCAGAUCAUGAAUUGAAAUCUAUGAGAUUGUUCAAGACAGGCCAAAAGGGUUAUUUAUUUUUAUUCAAAAUAGGCUGGGGCAUGUUCAAUUACCUGGAAGUAAAUAUUUUCUUUUAUUCCAUUUGGCUAAAUAAAAAACUAAUUUUGGAUCAGAAGGCCUACGUAUUGGGUCAGCUCCCUGAGUUGGAGUCCGUUCAGAGUUUGGGCCCAAUGGUUGUGAGUUGUGGUAGGGUCUUGAGUUGUGCAUAAUUGUAUCAUCUCAAUAAUGUUCACAAAAUUUACCACCUUUACGAUUUUCAGCCGAAUAAUUAUACACUGCCCCAGUUCUGUUAUAUUUUUAGCUAGACCAGUGCAUUUUAGCUGCAUGUAUCACUAUUUCUAUUAUUAAAAAAUUUAAUAACACAUUAAGAGAAAUGACACUUGAGCUAUUUCACUGACUAUAAUCUUCUUGUUUAAAAAAAAAAAGUUAUUUAAUUAUUUUCUAGUACUGUGUUGGAGCGGUUAUCUUAUCAAGAUAUGCAAGAACAAAAAAUGAUCAAUGCAUGAUAUAUGCAUCUAUAUAUCAGGGUCUGGUAUGUUAUGGCCAGCCCUUUGAUCUGCCUUUAUUAGAAUAUAUAUAUACAUAUUAUAUCAAAGAACGGAUCAAAAUUAGGUAAUAGUUGAUCAACACCGCUCUACUGAAAUAUUAUCAGGGCUAAAUUGUAACUGUGUUGCUUCUCAUUGCCAGUUUGUGCUUAAAGAGCAUGUUACAUUUAUUGCACAAAAGUAGGAAAAGGAAGGCCACAUUUCAUAAUUAUUCAAUUUCUAUGAAUGAAAAUGUUCUUUUAAAAUGUGCAACAAAAAUGUUUCCUCUGGUUUUAUAUUUGAUGUAUUAUAGGUUUAAUAGUUGAUGUAUUAUAGGUUUUAUAGUUGAUGUAUUAUAGGUUUUAUAGUUGGUACUAGAGAUUUAAAUAGUGUUUUAUACGUUCGUAUUAUGUUUAGUUGUCUAAAAUAUUACUUGUGUAACUUUCCCAUGAAACUGUGAACUUAAAUUUACAGUUAAAGAAAUAUAAAAAUUGUUGUUGCAAAUCACUUAGUACACUAAUUAUUUAAAAUUUAAUUAUUUUCAUUUAAUCAAUAUCUACUUAAUAUAUUUAUAAUGUUUAAAAAAUAUUUUAACAGCACAUUUUAUCUAUAAACUGUACACUUUUCUUAAUCCUAACCAACUAAUUAUAAGAGGGUGGACUGUGAUCAAUCUUUUCAGUAGAUUAAUGAGCCACAAACAAUUUGUGUCAAAUAAAACAAUAUAUUUUAAGCUUUAAUUAUUAUCAGAAAAAUACAAAUUCAAACCUUUCUGCUAAUGUGCUCAACAAAGAACAGUAAUAAAAUUAUAAAUUAAAUUUACAUAAUAUUUGUAUAUCCUAAAAAAUCAAAGAAAAAAAAUAGAAUGGGUACAAGUCCCUAUUGAAAAAAAAAGAUCAGAAGAAGGGAAAGAAAUUUGUCACUAAUGCCUCAAUAAUAAAUUUUUUCCUCUCCUAUGGUAUGGGAAGUACUAAAUGUGCAACCUCACGAUAACUCAACUGAAUCCAUGCACUCUAUCAUAUAUUUCACGGCAACAACCAAAUGUAGCGUCUCUUCUCACUGCAUUAACUAUUUUAUUAACAUUGGUGGACGCAUGAACUUUUAUGUUGUUGGAAGAUUCAACUUUUUUUGUGUCCAAAACCAAGGCUCACAAUUUUUACAAAAGUUUAAUUCCUUUGUUACAAUUUUAGAACUGUUCAUUAACUUUGCAGGCUUCAAUUGAAAAAAAAAACAAGCACAUGAACUAUAAACACAUUUUUUUAUUUUGUUUACUUGAUAAAAAAUAAUUGAGUUUUUUUAUAUAUUACCAUUAACUUCAAAUCUAAAAAAAACUUGUUUACUUUUCAAUAUAAUAUUUUUAAGUGUUCAGCUAACAACAUAGUUGAAAGCUCAAACAAUUUCUUUCGCUGAUAUUCAAGGAUAUUUUCUGUUUUUCUAGCCAAUGAAAACAACUAUUUGAGGAGAAGUAACACAUCUGGGACAUAUGGAACAAUCUCAGACACCAGUGAAAGUGGUAAAUGUCAUAAUAAUGUAUCAGAGACCAGUGAAAGUGGUAAAUGUCAUAAUAAUGUAUCAGAGACUAGUGAACGUGGUAAAUGUCAUAGUAAUGUAUCAGAGACCAGUGAAAGUGGUAAAUGUCUAAAUAAUUUCAUCUUCUAGGUUUAUCCAUGUCAUGCAUAUAUAGCAGAUAUUUUGAAGCCCAAAUUAAGAUCAAAUCAAAGAGCAAACAUAGCAGCCGGUUAAGGAAGGAAAAACUCUUCUGUUGUGCUAGGGGAAGAACAAUCUAAGAAUUGUAUCAUUAACUUAACUGAGAUGUUGAUUUCAAGUACACAAGAAAUGAUGAUGGCAACAACAAAAAUCACUCAUUAUUUUGUAGCUAAUACCCCUAAAUUCAUGUGCCUGUGUCCUACUAGGGUCUAACCAAUAAAAAAAUAGUGAGACAAAUUUUAUAGAUCUGCUAAAUUCAGGCCUGCUGGGGAAAGAAAUUCCAUGAACAAAUAAUGUACUAACUUGAAUCGGUUUUCUAAAGUUAGGAGUACUAGUGAAAAUAUGUAGAGAUCACUUAUUAACCACCUCCAAUGAAUCAGCUGCACCCAGGUCUAGUUAUAAGAAAAUUUACUUCAUUAACUUUUAAUCCUAAAUCUUACAUGUUAGAUUUUAUUUUGAGAGUCUCUUUUUAAAUAUUGAUGUUUUUUUUGUAUGCAGUUAUUUACUUAUAAGGAUCAUCUAAAUUUGAUACCUUUGUUUAUUGGUCAAGACCAUCUCAAUCGUACCUUUGUUUAGAGACUUGUUAUUGUUCAAGAACAUCUCAAUCAAUCGUAUCUUUGUUUAGUGACUUGUUAUUAUUGGUCAGGACCGUCUCAAUGAUAUCAUUGUUUUCAUCAGAUAGAGAACUCAGCCAUGUUUCCUUUGACCAGACAUCAGAAACGUCCAGUGUGUCUCUAGAUGAGUCCACCAUAGACUUCCUGCCCGAUGCUGAUAUGGAGAAGGAAAUCUUCCGUACCAAGGUAAAUUUAUUGGUUUUAUUUUCAGGUGAAAUUAAUUUUUUUGUUACUGGGGCUACUACCACAGUAAAGAUGACAAACAUAUACAUUAAAUCCAGGAGUUUUCAUUUAAGACAAUGUUCAAAUCAUUCAAGACUCACUGUCUUAGAGCACACAUGUGAAAAUGGAAGAUAGAAAGAAGAUUUUUAAAAUCGUAUGGUCUUUUUUCAAUAGUAAAUUAAAAAGAAGAAAAAAAAAUGAUUUCAUUUGUUCCAAUGGUCAACAAUUUUUAUGUUUUCAUCCAAUCUGUAAAAGAGACUUCAAGGGUGUACGACAUGAAUUUCACUCUUUAAAAACUUCAAUGUGUCGUGUUAUUUUUAAAAAAAUGUACAACUGAUCACAACUCACUACCAAAUGUUUCUCUCUCCAGACUGCUCUGUUUGUGAGUGACCUGGCCAGAAAAAACAACAAGAAAUUAUCCAAGACUUACAAACUGUAUUAUUGGUAAUUAAAUUAAGUAAAGAACCUCUAUAGCUUUUCAUCCACACAAACUUGGUGAGACAUUCAAAUGGGUUUUGCUUGCCAUGAUUCAUGGGGGCGGGGGAGUCUGUAAGAAAGGAAGCUGAAACAAACAUCCUGUCUUUGCCAAAUUUUAUCAUAAGAGAUGUCGGUUAAAAUGAAUGUUAAGAUUUGUCCAGAAUUUAUUUUAAAAGAUCACCCAAAAGGUCUGGAGCUUUUUCUUUUCCUCUCACAUUAAUUUUAAAUUUGUUCCCUUGCUUCCUGCAGGAACUUGGUGACCAUCUCCAUCUUCUAUGGCCUGCCAGUGGUGCAGCUAGUCAUAACAUACCAGAGGGUAAGACUUAUCUUUCUUCCCUAAGACACUCUAGGUGAGAUAGUUCAUAAAGUCUCAUGGACCACAUGACUAGUUGUUGCUUUUUUUUUUCCCCCUAGGUUAUGAAAACAUAAAGACAUAAAAGAGGACAAAGUAAUUUCAAGUUAUGAAGUAGCAACACAUAUCUCAAGAUUAUGGCUAACCCCUUUUUUCUACACCCCCCCCCCCAACCCUUUAUUUCCACAUCAUAUGACACUGCACGUCUUUAUAAAUGAGUCUAACAGAAAAAAUAUUCUCCACUUUAUAAANUUUUUUUUCCCCCUAAGUUAUGAAAAAAUAAAGACAUAAAAGAGGACAAAAUAAUUUCAAGUUAUGAAGUAGCAACAAAUAUCUCAAGAUUAUGGCUAACCCCUUUUUUCUACACCCCCCCCCCCCAACCCUUUAUUUCCACAUCAUAUGACACUGCACGUCUUUAUAAAUGAGUCUAACAGAAAAAAUAUUCUCCACUUUAUAAAGACGAAAAAUUUGUUUAUCUCUUCUUGAAUAAUAAGAAUGUUACAUACACUGGGAUAAAAAAAGAUAAAAUAUUCUUAAGUAUGUUUAAGAUUUUCUUGUGUUGCCUUGUACUGACUGCCAUGAACAUUUGUUGAGUGCAGGUUCUGACAGCCACUGGCAACCAAGACAUUUGCUACUACAACUUUGCUUGCUCCCACCCAUUCAAGUCUUACCUCAGUUCUUUCAACAAUGUCUUCAGCAACAUUGGCUACGUCAUGCUUGGACUCUUGUUUAUAUUGAUAGUGUACAGGAGGUGGGUGAUACUUGUUUAUAUUGGUAGUGUACAGGAGGUGGGUGAUACUUGUUUAUAUUGAUAGUGUACAGGAGGUGGGUGAUACUUGUUUAUAUUGAUAGUGUACAGGAGGUGGGUGAUACUUGUUUAUAUUGGUAGUGUACAGGAGGUGGGUGAUACUUGUUUAUAUUGGUAGUGUACAGGAGGUGGGUGAUACUUGUUUAUAUUGGUAGUGUACAGGAGGUGGGUGAUACUUGUUUAUAUUGGUAGUGUACGGGAGGUGGGUGAUACUUGUUUAUAUUGGUAGUGUACAGGAGGUGGGUGAUACUUGUUUAUAUUGGUAGUGUACAGGAGGUGGGUGAUACUUGUUUAUAUUGAUAGUGUACAGGAGGUGGGUGAUACUUGUUUAUAUUGGUAGUGUACAGGAGGUGGGUGAUACUUGUUUAUAUUGGUAGUGUACAGGAGGUGGGUGAUACUUGUUUAUAUUGGUAGUGUACAGGAGGUGGGUGAUACUUGUUUAUAUUGGUAGUGUACAGGAGGUGGGUGAUACUUGUUUAUAUUGGUAGUGUACAGGAGGUGGGUGAUACUUGUUUAUAUUGGUAGUGUACAGGAGGUGGGUGAUACUUGUUUAUAUUGGUAGUGUACAGGAGGUGGGUGAUACUUGUUUAUAUUGGUAGUGUACAGGAGGUGGGUGAUACUUGUUUAUAUUGGUAGUGUACAGGAGGUGGGUGAUACUUGUUUAUAUUGGUAGUGUACAGGAGGUGGGUGAUACUUGUUUAUAUUGGUAGUGUACAGGAGGUGGGUGAUACUUGUUUAUAUUGGUAGUGUACAGGAGGUGGGUGAUACUUGUUUAUAUUGGUAGUGUACAGGAGGUGGGUGAUACUUGUUUAUAUUGGUAGUGUACAGGAGGUGGGUGAUACUUGUUUAUAUUGGUAGUGUACAGGAGGUGGGUGAUACUUGUUUAUAUUGGUAGUGUACAGGAGGUGGGUGAUACUUGUUUAUAUUGGUAGUGUACAGGAGGUGGGUGAUACUUGUUUAUAUUGGUAGUGUACAGGAGGUGGGUGAUACUUGUUUAUAUUGGUAGUGUACAGGAGGUGGGUGAUACUUGUUUAUAUUGGUAGUGUACAGGAGGUGGGUGAUACUUGUUUAUAUUGGUAGUGUACAGGAGGUGGGUGAUACUUGUUUAUAUUGGUAGUGUACAGGAGGUGGGUGAUACUUGUUUAUAUUGGUAGUGUACGGGAGGUAGGGGACUCUUGUUCAUAUUGGUAGUGUACAGGAGGUGGGUGAUACUUGUUUAUAUUGGUAGUGUACAGGAGGUGGGUGAUACUUGUUUAUAUUGGUAGUGUACGGGAGGUAGGGGACUCUUGUUCAUAUUGGUAGUGUACAGGAGGUGGGUGAUACUUGUUUAUAUUGGUAGUGUACAGGAGGUGGGUGAUACUUGUUUAUAUUGGUAGUGUACAUUAGGUGGGUGACUCUUGUUUAUUUUGAUAGUGUACAGGAGGUGGGUGAUACUUGUUUAUAUUGGUAGUGUACAGGAGGUGGGUGACUCUUGUUUAUCUUGGUAGUGUAUAGGAGGUUGAUAACAAUUGUUUAUAGUGAUAGUGUACAGAAGGUAUGUGAGCUAGUUUCAAAAUAAAUAUUCAGGAGAUAGCUGUGCUAGUUUCAAUAUUAAUUUACAGUAGGUUGGUAACCUGAAUCCAAAAUACUCUUGUCUGAUCUAUAAAUGUUUUUUUUUUUAAUGAGUUAAAAGUUCACAUAUCAUAAAACACAUUUCUAUUUUUUUGCUUAAAGUUUUUAAAACUUGUUUCCACUUUAUAAUCUGUUUACUUAAGAAAUGAUGCAAAAAUACCUUCAAACAAUUUGGGCCAAAUUUUACAGUCACAUUUAUGCACACUUCCAUCCCCAGAGACACCCUCCACAAAAUGCUUCAGAAAAAGCAUGGGGAUCUUGAAAAGCAUUACGGCAUCCCCCAACACUUUGGCCUGUUCUAUGCUAUGGGCAUGGCUCUUCUGAUGGAGGGCAUUAUGAGUGCCUGCUAUCAUGUCUGCCCCAACUACUCCAACUUUCAGUUUGGUGAGUCUAGUAACAAAUUCAUUCUGUAACUCAUUCAUUUUGGAACUAAUUUAUUCUUUAAUUCAUUCAUUCUGUAACUAGUUCAUUUUAUAACUGAUUCAUUCCAACUAAUUAAUUCUUUAACUAAUUAAUUUUAUUCUGUAACGAAUUCAUUCUGUAAAAAAAAUUCAUUCUGUAACAAAUUCAUUCUGUAAGAAAUUAAUUCUUUAACAGAUUAAUUCCUUAACAAAAUUCAUUUGGUAACCAAUUUAUUCUUUAACAAGAAGAAUACUUUCACUAUAAUUAUGGCAAUAAUUUAAAUUCAUCUAAGUUUAAAGGAAAUUUAAAGUAAAUAUAGUUUAAAUAUUGGCAAAGCUUUUUACAAAGGACAGAAAAAAAAGAGGUCAUCUAAAAAGUGGACAAAAGAGGAACUGAAGAAAACUUUAAAUUAAAAUCAUAUUAAUUCAAAUUAGUAUUAUGUCUUUUUAAAUGUGAUUAUGUAUUAUGUUAAGACUAGAUGAGAAUUGAGAUUUUCACAUGCUUGGUUACCAUUUACUCAGUUAUCUUAACGCAACAGCUUAUCCAUCUUAGGACUAAAUAAUCAAUACAUUAUUUUUUUUGUACUAAUGGCAUUUAGCAAUCCAAAUUAUAUAACUCAACUGUAUGAUAUUUAAUAAUCCAAAUUCUAUUACUCAACUGAAUAUAUUACAUGUUUCAGUAAUAAUGCCACUAUGCUUUGAAGCAGGCACUGAUCCCACAGAGAAAAAAAACAAAUUUUCUUUUUAAAAACUCCUCCUGACAGAUACAUCUUUCAUGUACAUCAUUGCCUGCCUCAACAUGUUGAAGAUCUACCAGUUUCGUCAUCCUGACAUCAAUGCUAAGGCUCACACCGCAUACUUCUCUAUGGCUGUCAUCAUUUUCAUUGCUGUUCUUGGAGUGGUAGGUACACGUUGCAUGCAUAUAUUUGACCAGAUGUCAGGCACAUAUAGAUAAAACUAUAUAUAUGGUAAAUUUAUCAGAUGUCUGGCACCAAUCCGUGAUGCAGCUUUGGGUAGUGCCACCCAUGGCAGGCUUAGAUUUUUGCUGCCCUUUUCCAUGAAAAAAAGUUGGCCAUAAAACGCAGCCCCUCAUUAUAUAGUACAAAUAAAGUGCCACCAGUUGGACUGUGCCCUGCACCCACACAUGCGACCAAUAGAUGUAACUAUAUACAACCUAUAUUUACUCAGGUGUAUGAAACCAGUGUAUAAACUGUAAAUAUAAAUAAAUAUCCUACUGCAUGGCACUAAUAUAUGUCACUAGAUCAGUAUGAUAUAUUUUCCCAGGUGCAUGGCACUAAUAUAUGUCACUAGAUCAGUAUGAUAUAUUUUCCCAGGUGUAUGGCACAAGUGUCCUGUGGAUCUUCUAUGCUCUGAUUCAUAUGCUCAUGAGUUUAGUAUUAAGUGCUCAAGUCUACUACAUGGGGAGAUGGAGAUUUGGUAUGUGGAUACAUUGAUGGAGUGAGGAUAUUGCCACUUUUGGUACAUGCAGAUCUUAAAGAACCAUUAUUAAGACAGAGAUUUUUAACAUUCUCAGAGAUAAAAUGACAAGGAACUUACAGCUUUGAUCUUGAAAUAGCCAUUGUUGUUACUUUUACUUAUGCCAGCAAAAGAAGGUUUAUCUUGAAAUAGCCAUUGUUGUUACUUUUACUUAUGCCAGCAAAAGAAGGUUUAUCUUGAAAUAGCCAUUGUUGUUACUUUUACUUAUGCCAGCAAAGGAAAUCUAUCUUCAAAUAGUGAGUGUUAUUACUUUUACUUAUGUUAUGCCAGCAAAAAGAAGUUUAACAUUUGUUUGAACAAUCCAGGUGGUUUAAUUUUUUAAUUUUGAUUUUAAUUUUUUUUUUUAUUAACAUUUUUUAGAUCGUCACAUUUUUAAAAGAUUGUUUCGUGUGAUUCUGACCGAAGGUCGCCGAUGUACCAGACCAAUAUAUCCUGUGAGUUUUCAAUCAUUGCCUCUAUUAAUCUUGAUAUUUUGAAGACUUGUGAGUUUCAAUAUGUUUAUUUAUUCCACCAGAUCCUGAUUGCCAUGCCUGUUUCAAGUACUUUUAUUUUAUAAAAUAUUUUAUUUCCCCAUUUUUUUUAACAGUCAGUGGAAUUAUGAAGUUACAAAAAAUGGUUACAAAUAUCUGUUAGCACUGAUUACUACAGCAGGAAGUCAUAGGUUUGUAAGGUGUUUAUUUUAAAAUGUCAACAUUUAAAGAGUUUCAUUAGAUGUUUUUCUCAUUUCAGAGUCGCUUUAUUCUGCUUCUUUUUGGAAAUUUAAUCAACUGGGCUUUGUAAGUUCUAAGCAAACAUGGUUUUUUUUUUGGUUCUUUUUUUUUAAUUUUUAAAUUAAUUAUUUUUAAAGUUCUUGAACUAACAUGUUUGUUCAAUUGCAUUUUUUUAAAAUUCUGGCAUUUUAUUUUAAAUUUUUAAAUUCUAAAUAUUUUUUUCUAAGUUCUGAUCAAACAUUGUUUUAAAUUAAAUAUGUAACUGUGUAAAUUUAAAAAAAAAAAUAAUUAAUUAAAUACAGAGCUUAUUUAUGACAUAAAUUAAUUAUUGAUAAAUGAGCUGGACUUGAUCUUACAAGUUGAGCAAUUCUAAUAAUGUGUCAUGUUACAUAUUGUUUAAGCUCUAUGCCCCAGGCAAAAGUGAAUGCUUACUUUUAAUUCCAUCUAUGUGAACCCUUUCAUUGUAAACAAUAUUUGAUUUAUAAAAACUCAACCUAGGAAAGGUUUUAAAACAUUGAAAGAAAAAAAUGAUCUUAUUAAAUAGGUCUCUUGUGAAAACAUUCCUGAGAACCCUUGUGUUAAAAGACUUCUGGGGUAUGAUCACAAUUAUGAUUAGACAGAUUAAGGACAUUUAGUAUAUGUGACUCCUGGAGGUGGUUCUCACAAUAUAAGCAGUCAUUUAAAAAAUAAAAUGAUUAUUUUCAGUGCCUUGUACGGAGCCAUCAAACAGCCAUCUGAUUUUGCCACAUAUCUGCUAGCCAUAUUUAUCGGAAACCUCUUGCUGUAUUGUAUGUUUUAUAUUGUUAUGAAGGUCAGUGGGAUGAUAUAGUUGUAUGUUUUAUAUUAUUAUGAAGGUCAGUGGGAGGAUAUAGUUGUAUGGUUUAUAUUAAUAUGAAGGUCUGUGAGAUGAUAUAGUUGUAUGGUUUAUAUGAAUAUGAAGGUCUGUAGUUGUAUGUUUUGGAUUGAUAUGAAGGUCAGUGGGAUGAUAUAGUUGUAUGUUUUAUAUUGAUAUGAAAGUCUGUUGGAUGAUAUAGUUGUAUUUUUUUUUAUUGAUUUGAAGGUCUGUGGGAUGAUAUAAUUGUAUAUUGACAUGAAGGUCUGUGGGAUGAUAUAAUUGUAUAUUGACAUGAAGGUCUGUGGGAUGAUAUAGUUGUAUGUUUUCUAUUGAGGUGAAGAUCAAUGUCAUAAAUGAUUUCAUGUGUUCUCUUGGUACGAAUGCCAGUGAGAGUAUUGAAAUACUUCAGUUUUAGAAUGUCAUGAAAACAAAAUCUAAGAACAAAUGAAGCAGAGCUUGUUCUCUGGGCAUUUGAUGAAAAUCUAAUCUCCCCUUGGCAGUUGUUAUACAAAGAAAGUCUGAGCUGGCUGGUCAUUCUGGUCAUUCUUACAUCCAUGGUCACCUGGGCUGGAUCGUUGUACUUCUUCUUCCAAAAUCUGACAUCAUGGGGGGUAAGUGAAUGCAAUUAAUCUGCAAUGUUUAACCAGCUUGUGUGAGAUGGUUACCAGAAUUUGGUGGAUAGAAAUUUCGUUGACUGUAAAUUGAUCGACGCUAAUUUGAUCGAAUGGAAAUUUGGUUGAAACUUUUUUCAGUUCACACUUGAAAAUUUUCGUCAUUUCUUUUUUGAACGCACCAUACUAUUUAGUAAAACAAAAUAAUGCAUUCAAAAAGAAAUUUGAAGCACAAUUUUGACAUAAAAACUGAAAAAAGAUUCUACCAAAUUUCUGUUUGAUCAAAUUUUCGUAUACGGUGUGAGAUACAUGCUGGAUCAUGUCUAUAUCAUUCUUCAAUUGACCCCAUCAAAUUUGGACAUUAUUUUAAGUGUACAAUGAGAUGUGUGAUAGUUUGAUUGAAACCCCCAAUCAUUCCAUUACAAUAGAUCUGUGUGAGAGUUGAACAAGCUACCAAUCAUACCAUCUCAAUAGAUCUGUGUGAGAGUUGAACAAACCACCAAUCAUACCAUCACAAUAGAUCUGUGGAGAGUUGAACAAACCACCAAUCAUACCAUCACAAUAGAUCUGAGUGAGAGUUGAACAAACCACCAAUCAUACCAUCACAAUAGAUCUGUGUGAGAGUUGAACAAACCACCAAUCAUACCAUCACAAUAGAUCUGUGUGAUAGUUGAACAAACCACCAAUCAUACCAUCACAAUAGAUCUGUGUGAGAGUUGAACAAACCACCAAUCAUACCAUCACAAUAGAUCUGUGUGAUAGUUGAACAAACCACCAAUCAUACCAUAAAUCACUCACUUGGCUCUACCAUCUCUAAGGUUGGAGUUAUGGAACUUGGCUUUUGAAAUAAUAGUAUGCCUAAAUAAUCAGCAGCCUUUUGAUCCUUAGGUUGGAGGAAUGCAUUUUUCCAGGGGUCAUCUCAAGCUAUGACUAAAUUUCCAAUUCAGGUGUAAUGCAAAGGUGGGGUGGAGGUGUAAAAUCUCAACCACUGAAGUUGUGAGACAGCAACCAAUCUACCAUGGGAUUAUAAUUCUGAUGUCUCACCAAAUUAGCUGUAGCCUUACCAUUUAUUCUACAACCUUACUGGCUUUGUUACAUUUGUCAAGAAAAAAACCUGAGUGUUAAAACUAAUCUUUUUACAGCUCUAAAUUCCUUAUGAUGUCUGAAUUGACAACUUCAUUGAGUGUUUAAGUAGUUAAAACGUUUAAGUUCUUCAGAAUCUCAGGGUAACUUACAGAGAAAAUUCUUAGUAAACUAUGUCAGAAUUUUAAAAAAUUCAAUUGGUCUAAAUUCUGUACAAAUAUUCUAUGUCCGUACAUGAAGUAACCUAAUAUUUCAGGACACACCGGCCGGUUCAAGGGCCCGUAACAGUGAGUGCAUACUGAUGGAGUUUUAUGAUGCUCAUGAUGUCUGGCACUUUUUGUCUGCCAUAAGUCUUUUUUUCUCUUUUAUGGUGAGUCAAAUAUUUAAAAACUAGAAUUGACCCAUUCGAAAUGGUGGAGUAUUUCUGUUUAUCUAACAUUGUAAGACAUUUCUUGAUGUAUUUAUUUUUUCAAUUUAUCUAACAUUGUAAAGCAUUUCCUAAUAUGUUUAUUUUUUCAAAUCAACUUCACAUAUUUAUUUUUUCACAUACAUGCAACAUAUGUCUUAUGUAGUCUCUAUUAUCCCUUUACCCCAAGCAUCCUGCUUUACUGCAGUGUAUUUAAUUCAUAUGUCAUUGACCAAUAGAAUUAAUUUCAUUUUUUAAUCAUAGAUUUUAUUUAGUAUUGCCUCUAUGUCUGUGUACAUUUUAUUUAGGAAUCCAUGAGAAUGUAGGUUUUGUGAGCCAGGAUCCCAAGGGGGUGGAGGUUUUAGGACCCUGUUGAAGUUUGAAAGAGUUGGGGAAAUGUAGGUUUAUGAGUCAGGAGCUAGGGAUUAGAAGCUUGAGGCCCAGGAGCCAGGGGAAUGGAGGUUUAAGGGCCAGGAGCCAGGGGAAUGGAGGUUUAAGGAACCUGGAGAGGUUUGAGAGAGUUGGGGAAAUUAGGUUUAUAGGUCAAGAGCCAGGGAAUGGAGAUUUAAGGGCCAGGAGCAAUCAAACAUGGCCUCAAAUAUUUGCCAGGAGAAUGUUCUACAAAUGCUCCAUACUUGAGAUAAGCUAACUCUAAAAACAAACUACGACUGAUGCAGUUUAGGGAGGACAUGCUCAUGAUGAAAAUAAAAGAGGAACCAUUUUAAAAAUCAGAAUUUAAACUUAAGACACUGACAGUACUUGUCAGUUAAAUGGCUAGAUCACUAUUUUAGAAAUAUUUUUACAAACUAAAAAUAACACAAUCAUGAAACUGGUAAAUUUAAGUUAUUUGUUUCUUAUAUUUCCAAACAGAUCCUCCUUUUGUUAGAUGAUGAUCUUUCACUAAAGAGAAGAGACAAACUUCCAGUUUUUUAA